Pelagomonas calceolata is the source of this 2459-nucleotide messenger RNA. The record is from the annotation of a GenBank genome assembly. NCBI's taxonomy places the organism in Eukaryota, Pelagophyceae, Pelagomonadales, Pelagomonadaceae.
UGGAGCUACUCAAACGCGGCAAUAAUUGACAUGAUGGGAACAGAAAUUCGGCAGCAGGACCGCUGAUUACAGCUUACGCGAUGUGUGAAGCGAUAGCAGCCAACAGCAACGCUACGCCGAGCACGACUCAAACAAUGGAUGCAGCCGGCGCCAGCACUGCCACACUGCUCGAGGACUACGAUGCCGCAAACGUGCGACCGUGGCCGCACCAGCUCGACGCCAUCCGCGCCAUCCAACAAACGAAGAGCCAGCGCUGCCUCGUCCAGCACGCGGCCGGCUCCGGCAAGUCGCUGACCAUCGCGGGACUCGCGUCGUCGCUCGCGGACGACGGCUUCCGGGUCGUCGUGAUCUGUGAUAGACGCCAGCUCGAUGCGCAGAUCUACGCGACGGUGCGGCGCGUGUGUCAGAGGCGCCACAGCGUCGGACGCGCUGCAUCGGUCGCGGACCUCGCGACGGCGACGGCGACGGUGCUCUGCACGACGCUCCAGAAGGUGAGUCGCGUUUCUCAAUCGCAACGCUCCACAAAGAAGACCGCCGUCCUCGUCGACGAGUGCCACCGGUCCUACGCUGAUGAACAGGUGUGGCGGCGGCUCGACGAGGCGCUCGGCGCGCCCUCUCUGAUCGUCAGGUUCCGUGCGCAAAUCAGAUUUGACACGUCUGCUCGAUGGCGUGACGGUGUUGAUUGCACGCAGGUGGGCUUCACGGCGACGCCCGAAGACCGCGAGUUGGCGACGCUCGGCAACCCACUCCAUUGCUUCCCGCUCUCGUCCGCGAUCCAGCACGGCUUCGUGCUCGACGUGCUCAGGGACUUCCGGGCGCCGCGGCUGCCCGUCACUGUGUUAGAUGCGGUGUCGAAGCGGCCUGUGGACGACGCGCGCCUGCGGCGCCUCGCCCUCGAGACGGCACAGGUCGUCCAAGCAAAAGCUUCGCACGCUGCCUUGGAAAUCAGAGCCGUCCAGCGGACGUGGCCGCGCGCCCGUGCCAUGGUCAUCUGUAGAUCGAGAAGGGCCGUCGCGACCUGGACCCGUUCGUUGAGACGCCUCGAGCUGCGGACGUACGGCGCGUUUUCCGGCGCCUUGAGCGACGGUCUCGACGAGUCCAAGCUCAACCCCUUAUUGGCGUUGAACGAGGCCGAGGUCGUGGUGGUCUGCGGGAAACUGGAGGCUGGCUACGACGACCCUUUACUGGCUUGUUUGAUCGUUGACCGCCACGUCAGCUCGCCGGCGCGCCUCGUCCAAAUUUAUUCAAGGGUGAACCGGGCGUCACCAAACAAGCCACCGCCGCGCGUGGUGGAUUUCGCGAACGGCGCCGACUUCGUGGCGUUCGCGUUCCGGCGGUUCUGGCGCGAGCGCAAAUUGGAUGAGCGGGACCGGUCGCGGCUCGGCGCCGCGGCGUUCCGCGCGCUCUCGUAUAUUGACGCCGCCGGCGCCGCGAAUUUGGACACCUCAAACGCCGCGUCGCGCGUCGCCACGGUGCUCGGCGCGGACGCGGCGGCGGCUCUUGGAGCGGAUGCCGCGAUCGUCGCGGCGUCGAGGGACGAGGCCUGCCCCGAGUUCCCGGCGGCGUACGCGCGGCAAAUUACCGCCGCGAUCGGCGAAGCGAAGGACGACGACGCCGACGCGGCGACGACGUUUAAAGCCGCGAACGUGGCCGUCACCGUCGGCGCCGUCGUCGACGGCGGGAACACGACGCUCGCCGUCGAGGCGGUCGCUUGCCUACCGACGCACGGCGGCGCCGGUCCGUCGUUGCGGCCCGGCGAGUCGCUCGCGGACCUCACCCGGAGAGCGGCGCGCGGCCACCUCGCGUCCGUAUUAGCGAGCGUGACGUCGGCCCUCGCGGCCGCGCCCGACGCGGCUUCGAGGCUCGCGGCGUUGCGUCGAUUGGACCGCCUCGCCGUCGACGAUGCCGCGGCGAUCGCAAGUUCGGGCGUCGGGCGCGCGGCGGCGGCGCUCAAAAAAUCUCCGGAUCCUGAUGUAGCCGCGCUGGCGCGCCGGGUGGUUUCCGAGGCGAAGAAGCGCGUCGCCGCGGCGUUGCCGCCAGACGCGACGCCCAAGCUCGUGGCCUUGGGCCUGCCGCAAGAUAUUGCCGCCGCCGUCGCGGCCGCCGCCCGAAACAAGCCCGCGGCGGAGGUCCGAGCUCUCAUUGCCGAUCUCAAACGCAACGACGCGUUGCGAGGCCGCGUCGCGACGGGCGCACUCUCCGCGGCUUCGCUGGUAGCGAUGGGCGCCGACGACCGAUGCCGCGAGGACCGGAAACGCAAGGCGCCGCCGCCCGUCGUCGAGGAGGAGAUCCUCGCCGAGGGCUACGUGUGCGAGACGUGCGGCUCGACGCGGAUCACGUGCGCCACGGAGUCGCGGCCGACAACCUCAUACGGCACGUCCGAGUUCCGGCAGAUCCUGUUCCUCGACUGUCUCGACUGUGGAAGGUCUUGGCAAGAAGACUAGUAUGUGAUAAAAUUG